Molecule: messenger RNA, 223 nt
Organism: Racocetra fulgida
Lineage: Eukaryota; Fungi; Glomeromycota; Glomeromycetes; Diversisporales; Gigasporaceae
Source: the annotation of a GenBank genome assembly
UGACGAUGUGUAUAAUGAUGAACGUGAAAGUGGAAAAAUUGAAUCAACGAGUAUAAAUGAGUGGUUUUCGAAAGAUAUUGAAGAUGACAAAUUAAAUAAAAGAACGAACUUUAAGAUUUCCAAAAAUCGUGAGCCUGAUGAUAACAUCUAUCUGAAAGUGGAUAAUAGUGAAAAUGAUGAUGAUGGGAAGACAAAUUUUAGAUGUAAAGACAUUAGAAAAUGA